Molecule: messenger RNA, 4093 nt
Organism: Pocillopora meandrina
Lineage: Eukaryota; Metazoa; Cnidaria; Anthozoa; Scleractinia; Pocilloporidae
Source: the annotation of a GenBank genome assembly
GACUUAGCCAUAAUUCUAAUGUAGCGCAUUAGUGCAAUUAGAUUGCACUGUAUUUGAUCGAUCUUUCCUCGUUUCCAUCUGUUUCUACGAAGGAUUUGAACAAUUAACAUGGCGGUGCAAUACGCUCCUAUGAAGCUGCGUGUUCCACCAGGCUUUCAAAAUUUAUUGGAGGGUUUGGCGAGGGAAGUUUUGCGAGAGCAACCAGAGGACAUCAUCAAUUUUGCCGCACAGUAUUUCAAAAACCAGCUUCUAAUCCGUGAAGGUACGCUUUCGCUUUUGGUGGCUACAGUAUUUAGAUGACUGUGUAAACAAUCCGGACGCUAGCUGAAAAUGCAAGCUAAAUUGAAUGUUCAGUGCUCCGUUUUUUUUUUUCGGCCGGAUCCGUUCUAACCAUUUGCAUCCUGACUUGGAAUAUUACACAGGAUAAUACUCGUUUAUUAAUCGCUCUUCCUAGUUUUUAAUUUCCCUCCUUCUGAAGGAAAUUUUGCAGAACUUCCGCCCGUUAAUGUUAAGGGCCUUUUCUUUUCCUUGCCUUCCACCUAUUUGCAAAGCAGUAAAUCUUUAUUGAAAGCUUUAAAAAAUUAAAUAUAUACUUCUAAGUGGAAUAAUAUUGAAUAUUGAAAUUGUGGGGAAACUAUAUUCUGAUACAAACUCACUGCCAUAAAUUUUAAUAUACUUUCCAUUUUAUGGAAGGAAGCAUUAAUAAUUUAGCUUGUGAAAGGAAUGUAAUUUUUAAGAUUUUUCUUGUGUAGUUUUACAAUUUUGGUAUCACAGUAAUAAAAUUGAAGAAGAUCACUCGAACACAACUUUGAGAACUAUUUCGCCUUCAAAUCGCUCCAAACAAAAUUCAUUAUGUCCUUAAAAUAGAGUUUCUAUUCUGGAAAUGUAUUUAUGUCUCAUUCUUUUGUGUGAUUUACAAACUUCCAGAGACUGGCAAAGACAAUGCAAAGAAGGGUGAUCAAAUGGAAAAGCUGCAGAGAGGAGAGGAAGUUGACAUUGAUAUGAAUGACCCUGAUGUGCAGAAAGCUGCGACUAAAAUUCAAGCAAGCUUCCGAGGACACAAAGCUCGGGAGGACGUGAAGAAGCACAGAGAUGAGGAAGCUGCAGCUGUCAAAAUUCAGGCAAGUUUCCGCGGGCACAAAGCACGUGAGCAGAUAAAUGAGAUAAAGGCUUCAAAAAGCAAUGUGCAAGUAUCAGUGAGUGUAGAUGCUGCUGAAGACGCCCCAGAAGAAGUUGUCUCUGUAGAGGUACCUGAUAAUGAGGUUGUCCAGGCAGGAGAGGCAGAAGCUGCUGAAAAACCAGUGAAGCAGGAAGAUGCUAUUGAUGAGCAAGAUACUGAGGGGCAAGCUACAGAGGACCAACCCACUGACGAGCAAGCCACAGAUACACAACCUGAUGACUUGGCAGCUGCAAAAACUGAAGAUGCUGAAGCUGAUGUGCAGGAGCCUGUGGAGCAGGAAGGACAACCUGAUGGUGCUGAAGGAGGAGAGGCAGUUGACAAGGAGAAGACAGAAGUCGUUCCAGCUGAAGAGGCUGUAACAGAAGAAGCAGCUGUUGAUGAAGCCAUUGGCAAAGAUGCUGAUGAAGUUGUCGAGGAUGCCGAUAAAGAAGAAGAUAAGGUUGAGAAAGAGGGAGAGGUAAUUACUGAUGAGCAAGCUAGUGCAGCAGAUGAGGGAAAGGUAGAAGGUGAGGAGGAACAGAUAGAUAUCGAUAUGAAUGAUCCAGAUCUGCAAGGUGCUGUAGUUAAGAUUCAGGCAAGUUUCAGGGGUCAUAAGGCAAGGGAGCAGGUAAAGGCACUGAAAAGCUCGGAGUCUUUACCGCAUGGUGAUGAAGAGGUAGCAUCAGAGGAGAAAGGGGAAGUAGAUGAAAAACAGGAAGCUCCAGCAGGGGAGGAAGAUAAAGGUGAUGGUGAUGCUGAACCAUCAGUUGCUGAGGAAGCUGAACCAUCAGUUACUGAGGAGGCUGAUGAGUCAAAGCCUUCAGAAGAUUAGGUUAAAAUGAAUUCUGUUGUAGAUAUACUCAUAUCUAAAUAACAUAUUCUGCUUUUAAAAAGAUUAAACUUAAUCUAUAGUUACUUUUAAAAUGUGAGCAGCUUUCCUUAUGUGUAAAUUCCAAUCUAGUUCAAAAGCAAGAUGAAAGUUUUUCAAUGCUUUUCUUUAAACUAGAUUACUAAGCAUUGAAUACUAACUUAAAGAUGAUUAUAACAAAUGAAGCACAAAGUGUAUUGUUGUACAUAAUAUUUAUUCAAUGUUUGGUUUGUGCAUAGUAACUUAAUUUUGUAAGUUUACUAAUGUACAGGUACAGUGUAUAUGCUUGUUAUUUUGGGAGUUAGUUAUAGACAACUGAUGGAAGGCAUUAAAAAAAAAACAAAUAUUGUCCAGUGCUAGUCUAGGUGGUUAUAAUCAACUCUUGUGUGGGUAAACAAUCAUUUAGGCUGUUACCUUAUCAAUCAGAGUCUUAGAUUUAUACAAACAACCUCAUUGUUGAUAAUGUAAUGUUGUUUCAGUUUAAUGAUUGUAUGAUCUCAAUAAUUUAUAUUCUUUUUUGGUGAAUAACAUGGAUUUUUUUUUCUCUACGCUCAAUAACAUAUAAUUAUAAACCAUUCAUGUCAGUGUCUUUAAAUAUGUAUUUGGUGUAAAUCACAGAAUGGAUUCUUAACAUAGAAUCUUUUACUAAUUAACUGUCAGAGUGAUCCUCAUGUGAAUAAUUGAUCAGUUUUCAUGAAAUUCAUCGAACAAUGCUUUCACAAGAUCAAUAUGGGGCCAUUAACUCCAAAUCAGUAAUUGAGAGGUUUGGUUUGUGGGUGUAAAUUGGACAAAACUGCUUACGUGCUAAGUUGCUGUAAGUUUAUUAUUGAAUACUUUUUGUGUGACACUUAAUAUUUUAUCUGUGUAAUAGUGCAUGUGAUCUCCUUGAGGUUUUUUCCCAACCCUUGGAAAAAGAAAUACAAACAAAACACAUGUUUUAAAUGCAUUUAUCAAUAAACAAGGAGAAAUUUUACUUACAGGAAGGUGAUGAAGAUUAUGUUAUGAUAAAGCAUCCCUUCAGAAUUUAUGUAACUUACGAUACUUAGUCUGAUAACAAUCAGUGCAUGUUUAUCAAAAGGAAAAAUAAUAAUAACUGCUUUUAAAAAAAGAGCCAAUUAGUUAAGGUAGUUUAAAAGCUUUGUGAUCAAAUAGGUUAAUUGCAUUUAAAUAUAAAGAUUUUGGUGAAGGAAAUAAUCUUUUUUUUUAUCAAGGGAUUCAGAUGAAAGUUUUACAGAUGAUCUGUAGACUGUAAUGCUGAAUUUCCUCAUGAUGGUCUCUUUGAUAAAGUUUUUUUGUUCACAUUUAUUGUCAUUGGUUCUACUGAUCAGUUAAGACAGAGUGAUUUAAUAAUAGAUGCAAUGUCUAUCACCACUUGUGUAUCUUAAAAACUUUAGACUAAAAGUUGCCCAAUUGCAAUUCAUAUAACUCAUCUCCAUCACUUCAAUUUGUAUUAACAAACUCUCGAUUUUCUUGUUUUCUAUCUUGCCAAACUCUUAUUUUGUCAUUUCUCUCACAUUUGUGGAAACAUUGCAUUUUAAGAAAAUAGGAAAUCAAAAUAUUGACCCUGUCAAAGAAACUCCAGGGAAUAUAAAGAAAUUUGAAGUGUAACCCUUGUCACUAAAAGAAACCAUCAUAAUGUCAAAGGGAGAUGUUAGACAACUAGUUUGGUUUGGUCUUAAACCCUUUCACUUUGAAGAUAUAAUGUCAAUUCUCUUCAUUUUAGAUCUCCAAAUGUUGCAUUUUCCUGUCCUCUCAUCACCUCCCAAAUUUAAAUGUAUUUUGUAUUUUGUGAGGGGAAAUUCCUGUCUGGUCACUCCUGGGAGUGUAAGGGUUGAGGUAGAUGUUUUCUACAAUUCCAGUUGCUUUAUGUUAAUUUCAAGCAGUAUUAUUUAAUUUUGUUUAUCAACUUUGGCCAAAUAUAUACUUUUUCAGGAUGUUCUCAUUAGACUGUAUCACUUAACUUAAUUUAUUUCCUAAUUAUAAUUAUUUGAGUGCAUGGUGUGAUUAAUUUUGUACAGAUAUGGUGAAAAAUGACAUGAAAAUUUUUCCAGAGAUUAAAAAGUGCU